Molecule: messenger RNA, 3082 nt
Organism: Ctenopharyngodon idella (grass carp)
Lineage: Eukaryota; Metazoa; Chordata; Actinopteri; Cypriniformes; Xenocyprididae
Gene: npy2r
Product: neuropeptide Y receptor Y2
Exons: 2
Coding region: 149-1285 (378 amino acids)
Biological process (GO): G protein-coupled receptor signaling pathway
Cellular component (GO): membrane
Molecular function (GO): neuropeptide Y receptor activity
Source: RefSeq, a predicted model, not a curated record
UUGACACUUCUUGAGGUCUGUCGUAGGGUUAUGCACGAUAAUGUUGGCAUGGAUUUGGUCUAUUUUUUUCUUCUGACAGAUAUACGUACGUGAGCUUCUGUGGCAUGAAACUUCACAUCUUAAAGAAGAGUAAGUGACUAAAGUGAACAUGGAUAUAAGAACCGAAAUGAACAUAUCUGAAGAUGAAACCCUGAACUCCUUAAUUCAGUCCACAAACUGUUGUACACCAGCCACUAUCCAAGUUGAGGGUGUCUUAGAUGGACUGAAAGACAGUACAAAACUGGUAGGUGUUCAAGUGAUCUUGAUUUUGGCAUACAGCACCAUCAUCGUCUUUGGCGUGACCGGGAACUCUUUGGUCAUAUAUGUCGUGUACAAGUUUCGAAAUUUACACACAGUUACUAACUAUUUCAUUGUCAACUUGGCUGUAGCAGACUUGUUGGUCAACACAUUGUGUCUACCUUUUACUUUGAUGUACACUCUCUAUGGAGAAUGGAAAUUCGGACAGGUGAUGUGCUACCUGCUGCCAUACGCACAAGGCUUAGCAGUCCACGUUUCGACCAUCACGCUCAACGUUAUAGCGCUGGACAGGUACCGUAGCAUUGUCUACCACAUGGAAACCAAGAUGUCCAAAGACAUGUGUAUAGUCGUGAUUGUGAUCACAUGGGUGGCAAGCGCGAUCCUUGCCAGCCCUCUAGCUAUCUUCCGUGAAUAUGUGACUUUUGACCUAUCGCCUGAGCAGACAAUUCAGGGUUGCGCAGAGAAGUGGCCUGGAAGUAGCACAGAUGGGACAAUUUACAGCAUCGCCAUGUUUUUCCUGCAGUACGGGCUGCCACUGUCUAUCAUUUCUUUUGCGUACACUCGAAUCUGGCACAAGCUAAGAAAUCACGUCAGCCCCGGCGGUGGCCGUAGCGACCGUCAUCAACGGCGACAGAAGACGACGAAAAUGCUGGUGGCUGUAGUGGUAGUCUUCACCGUUAGCUGGCUGCCCUUUCACGCCUUCCAGCUGGCUGUGGAUAUUGAUAGCAGUGUACUGGAAAUGAAAGACUUCAAAUUGCUCUAUACAGCUUUCCAUAUUGUGGCCAUGUGCUCCACCUUUGCCAAUCCCAUCCUUUAUGGCUGGAUGAACAGGAACUAUAGAAGAUCUUUUGUGGCCGUGUUCAAGUGUGGAAGGUUAAACAACGGAAUAAGAAGAGUUUGUAGCAGUGAGGCAGUAAGUGAGAAAUGUACACGCAGUAAGCAAAACACAAUCAGUGUUGUCUUUAAAGAAGAAAACACUCUGCUGUGAUGUCCAUUUGCUUUCGAGAUUUCAAAACACAAAAUGUGAACAUAAUAAGGACAAAUAAUCAAAAAGUCUACUGUAAAGAAGGACUGUACGUAAAUCUAAGACUGAACACUCUACAAAUUGCCUGAUAUUUUAUAUAUGAGACAAUUGUGGUGAAUUUGUGACUAAACACUCACUUAGUUUGGAAUGUUGUAUUUUGUUGUUAAAAUGUAUUAUGUAUUUGGUUAUAUUUGGAAUUAGCAUUUGAUCUGUAAAAAGUCAGUGACACAGGGAUCUCAUGUUAAGAAUAUUGUAGUUUUUCUGUUUGUUUCCUGUGAAAAUAAACGUGAUUUUACGUAAAAUGGCUCCCAAAGCAUUAAAAAGGCAGCAGUAGGAAGACAUCAGGGCAAGUUGGAAUCAAAUAUUUGCAUUUGAUCCUGUCUAUAACUCACAAUCUUGUGCAUGUGAUUUGACAGAUCAUCAAAAGUAUAAAAAUAAUUUCUCACAGUGCAGUAGGUAAGUCAAUUUUUUUGUUUCUUUCUUUCUUUCUUUUUUUUUUUUCUUCAAUAUAUGAUAUAAUUUCUAUAGAGAAAUAAUUACCGUAGUCAUAAAGUAUUUGCUUGGUUGUCUCUACAACUUACUUGAAUUUAAUAUAUUGGUGCCUUGAAAGCUGGUCUAAAACAAGUUUAACAAAAGUAUAAAAGGUUUAUACAAAAAUGCUGUGUGUGAAUCAACAAAUUCGUUGGGCAGCGAGGCAGCAAGCCAGCUGCUUUCUGUUUCAGACACCCCAUGUCUUGCAGGUAAUUAGGUUACAUGGCCUCUAAUACUGCACAUUGUUCACAAUAAGACUCUAGGAUCACAAUCAAUGAAAUACUACACCAUUUUGAUUCUAAGAGUGUUCCCUUCUAAAAACCGAAUACUCAUUAAAAAACAAAUAUUCUCAAAAUUAUGUCUUAAGUUAAUUUAACAUGAACAAGUCUGGCUGGUGGGAUGUUGUCUCAGCUUGUCUCUUAUGGAGAUUCAUGUUCCAUAUUGGACAAGGAUCAUGUGCAAUGACAAAUGGAAUGUACUCCAUCAAGAUCAGUAUUCCUAAUUCUGAUAGCCACUGGCCCAUGAAAGAUCAAUCAACUGACAGGAACAGACCAAUCAAUACUCACUGAGCAACAACAUAAAAAUAGAAUAAGAGGGUCUGAGUAUUGAUCCUGUCAAUUACUGUCCUGCCCGUCUUUGAAUGUCCCAAAAGCCACUUCUAUUAUAUCUACAAUUCACAAUUGAAUCCCUGUCUCUGCACAAAACUGUUUAUCUACAUACAUCAUUGCAUUAGGGAUUUUAUUUCAAGCAGAUGGCUUUUAGCCUCAAAGCUUAGGCAUGUGCAUUACCAGUAGUGCCAUCUCUUAGUCAUUCUUUGCUGAUUUGCCCAUAUUCCACAGUAAACUAACAUCAAAGACACUAUACCGCAAAAGAUUCCAGGCACAGAAGCUUUAAGGUCCUACUCACCUUCCCUAUUUAACUGUGGAUGCCAAAUUUCCAUUGCUUUAGUGUUAAGGUCUUUGAUGCCACAGGCAACACAAUUUCCCCUCGGGGUAAAUAAAGGUUAUUAUACUAUACUUUCUACUAUCGCAGGACAUUGAUUGGUAGGGCAAAAGGUGCAGAUGGUUUGUUCCUAGGUAAACUCAUGAUUUAUUGAAACGUUAAAGCACCAUUUAUGAAGAUCACAGACUUUGACUACCUUUGAAGAAAUCACUUCAGCAAAGUAUACAGUCAAACCAAAAUUUAUUCAGACACCUUGAACAUUUCAAUCAUUAAUACAGUUUAUUCACU